Molecule: messenger RNA, 1776 nt
Organism: Saprolegnia parasitica CBS 223.65
Lineage: Eukaryota; Oomycota; Saprolegniomycetes; Saprolegniales; Saprolegniaceae
Exons: 8
Coding region: 30-1730 (566 amino acids)
Molecular function (GO): protein binding
Source: RefSeq, a predicted model, not a curated record
GAAAAUCUUUUCGAGCCAUCGUCAGGAGCAUGGACGUCGUCGAGGCAGCGCUGGUCGACGCGAUCGCGCCCUUCCCGGAAGAGCUCCGCAAGGCCUUGGUGGCCAAGUUCCAAGGCUACUACGAGACGCCGGCAACGGCCAGUGUCGAGGAGGUGCUGCGGAAGCGGCUCACGGACGACCGCGCGCGGCAACUCCUCUUCGAGCCAACGCCCAGCGACGGGCUGUGGUACGCGGCGCUCGUGCAAGGGCCGCCGCAUGGCGCGCCGGCAACGCACCCGUGCGCGAUCACGUGUCAGCGGUAUUUGGCCAUGAUGUACCUCUGCCACGCCCAAGUGUGGUCGUUUGCGAGCGAGUUCAUCUUGCAUGACGGCCUCGUGACGCUCGUGAGCAUGUUUGACCACGACGACAUGCACAUGCGCGGCCAAGCCCUCGAUACGUUUACGCAGCUCACGAGCAAUCCUGCGUUCGACUGGUUUCAGCAGCCGACGACAGCGCUCGAGAAGGCGCUGCACCACAAGAUGCUCCUGCUGCCCAACAGCGCGUCGAUCGUGCAGCAGCUCGUGCACAACCAGGCGACGCCCGAGCUCUCGUUCUGCGCGCUCCAGAUCCUCGCGUUCUACAUGAGCUGGGUGCGCAAGCUGUACACCAAAGGCGAGCUCCGCCUCAGCAGGGCCCUCUUGGAUUCCUUGUCGGCGUGGACGGAGAGCGCGUCGCCCGACGAAGCCGAGCUCGCGGCCAACGUCUUUGCCGACUUUAAUCGCUGGCCGGCCGCCGACGCCAGCGACAGCUCGAGCCUCGCCGGUGUCGAGUACCCCCGAGAGAUGAAACUCUUGCAGGAAGCGAGCGACGCGUUCAAGACCAAGGCGUUCGACCGCGUCCUCGAGCUCUGCUCCGACGUAUUGGAUGGCAACAACAACGCGGACACGCUCCCGCCGGCCGAGCGUCAACGCGCGUUGGCGCUCCGUGGGGCAGCGCACCUGGCCGCAGGCAACGCCCAGGCAGCGACGGGGGACCUGUACACUGCGCUGGAGCACCCGCCAACGCCGAGCGAGCGUGGUCGCUGGGCGCUAAGCCUCGCAGACGCGUUGACGCAGCUCAAUCAGUUGGACCGAGCGCUCUCGGUCCUCCACGAGCACGUCGACGGAAGCGACGGUGCGCUGCAUGAUGCGAUCCAGAAGCUCUUGGCCGUGAAGGCUGCGGCGCGGGCUUCGUCCAAGGACGCCAAAGAGCAGGCGCUUGUCGAAGCGCUCAUGCAGCGCAAGCACCCAAAGCCGGUGGGCCCCAGGGACGUUGUCCUUGCCCCGGUGGUUCCCAAGAGAGAUGUCAACGGGACGUUCAACAAGGAGAACAAUCAAGACGAGUUGAUACCCGCCAAGCCCAAGGUGCUGUUGACGAAGAAGAAGCCGACCAAGCACAUCUCGACGUCGAUGUCGGCCCAGCCCUUCUCAACGACAACCGGACGGCGGCUUUUGAAGGCCAAGACCAACCCGGAGGCGAUGGCCAAGCUGCUCUCGACCCUCGCGCUGGAAGAUUUCGAGCGCGUGAUCGGCAGCGUCCUCUCAGAAGACAUGCUUCUCGGGCUCUUCCGAGGCCUCCGCUUGGUCCCUGCGUCGGUGGCCGCCUCGAUUGUCGGCUGCUUGGAGGCGACUCCGCGCUACCAAUUGACGCUGGACCUCGCGUCGCAUGACGUCCUCGCGCUCCGUACGCAGUUGAUGUCGCUGCUCCACUAAGAACUCACCACUACGAACUCAUAUAUUACCUACAUGUCCUACGCCA